CUUCAUCUUCAUCUCUAUCUUCCCUCUUCUCUAACCUGUGGAUCGUUCGUUCGAAUCUUCGUGAUCGUACCGGUCCUCAUCCCCUCUCCCAUUUGCCUCCCUCUUCUUCCCCCUCCUUUUCCCUCUACCAGUAGACCCCUCCAAUAUUUCUGGUAUAGAUUCAUCUAUCCCCUCUUCUCCUGUGACUUCCUCCCCUCCUCUCUCAGCCUUACUCGACCCAGAGUCUCCUGGUCUCUGGUUACCUAUCGAUUACACUAAACUUAAAAGUCCCGCCGCGCUUAACCCCACCUCCAAACAAAACAACUCGACUGGUCUCUGCGCAAUUCCAUUCUUUCCUCUUCCCCUUUUUGUCUCUUCUGCCGAUUCCAUCUUCAGGUGGAUUGGUUCAUUUUUGCCUCCUUUUUCUCUUUUCCUCCCCCAAACCUCUUCGGUCUUCCUUCCCCCCCCGCUCUCCCCCCUUCCCCCUCAUUUCGUUGCCCAAGAUGGAUCGUUCAAUCGUGCGAGCGGUGACAGAGAAGCCCCCGGUCCCGGAGAUCGACUUCACCUUACAUACCAUGGAAGAUGGCUCUCAGGUGUCCACCACGGAACGUGUCGUCAAAGAAGUGCAAGCGCCCGCGCUCAACACCCCGCCCGACGAUUUAUUUUGGUCUCCUGACGACCCGUCCAAACCGAACCUCCAGUUUCUCAAGCAGCAUUUCUAUCGCGAAGGUCGUCUGACCGAGGACCAGGCGCUAUGGAUCAUACAGGCCGGCUCGCAGUUGCUGCGGUCCGAACCCAAUCUGCUCGAGAUGGACGCCCCCAUCACCGUCUGCGGUGACGUGCACGGCCAAUAUUAUGAUUUGAUGAAGCUCUUCGAGGUCGGCGGCGAUCCGUCCGAGACCCGAUACUUGUUCCUGGGCGACUACGUGGAUAGAGGGUAUUUUAGCAUUGAGUGCGUUCUCUAUCUCUGGUCCCUGAAGAUCUGGUACCCCAAUACGCUGUGGCUUCUGCGCGGCAAUCACGAGUGUCGCCACUUGACCGACUACUUUACCUUCAAACUCGAGUGCAAGCACAAGUACAGCGAGCGCGUCUACGAGGCGUGUAUCGAAUCCUUCUGCUCGCUGCCCCUCGCCGCCGUCAUGAACAAGCAGUUUCUCUGCAUCCACGGCGGUCUCAGCCCAGAGAUGCACACCUUAGAGGAUAUCAAGGCGAUUGAUCGGUUCCGCGAGCCCCCCACCCACGGUCUCAUGUGCGACAUCUUGUGGGCCGAUCCGCUGGAGGAGUUUGGCCAGGAGAAGACCGGCGACUAUUUCAUCCACAACAGCGUGCGCGGAUGCUCCUAUUUCUUCUCCUACCCGGCCGCCUGCGCCUUCCUGGAGAAGAACAACCUGCUCUCCAUCAUCCGAGCCCACGAAGCGCAGGAUGCCGGCUACCGCAUGUACCGCAAGACCCGGACGACCGGCUUCCCCAGCGUGAUGACGAUCUUCAGCGCUCCCAACUACCUGGACGUGUACAACAACAAGGCCGCCGUCCUCAAAUACGAAAACAACGUGAUGAACAUCCGCCAGUUCAAUUGCACGCCGCACCCGUACUGGCUGCCCAACUUCAUGGACGUCUUUACGUGGUCCCUCCCCUUCGUGGGCGAGAAGAUCACCGACAUGCUCAUCGCCAUCCUCAACACCUGCUCCAAGGAAGAGCUCGAGGACGAGACCCCGACCUCCGCCACGGAGCCGACCUUCUCCCCGACCAUGCCGAUGGAUGUCGAGAGCAGCGAGUUCAAGCGUCGCGCCAUCAAGAACAAGAUCCUGGCCAUCGGGCGACUGUCCCGCGUCUUCCAGGUGCUGCGCGAGGAAUCGGAGAAGGUCACCGAACUCAAGACCGCGGCGGGCGGCCGUCUCCCGGCGGGUACUCUGAUGCUGGGCGCCGAGGGGAUCAAGCAGGCCAUCAACAACUUCGAGGAUGCGCGCCAGGUGGACUUGCAGAAUGAGCGUCUGCCUCCGACCCAGGAGGAGGUCCUCCGGAAGAGCGAGGAGGACCGACGGGUGGCCCUGGCGCGUGCUCACCACGAAGCGGAUAAUGACACGGGGUUGGCGACGGUGGCGCGACGGAUUAGCAUGUCGGCGGGUUCGAAUAAAAAUCGACAACAGCCGGACGCAGCCGACGAAUCGUGAGCAUGAACACGCACUGUUUGUUGGAUGAGCGUUCAAUGCAGACAUCUUAAUAUCAUGGAGAAUUGGCUCCAUACUUGUAUAGACGGGUGUAGAGAGGGGUUCAUUCGCCACGGGACCCCGACUUGGGUCCUUAACCUUGUUGUCAAGGACGAGCGACUCCUGUAUGUACUUACUGGCGAUGCAACGGGGGACUCCCGUAUUCUGCACGGAGCCCAAGGCGUCUGUGACGUCUUGCGUAUGAGAUGAUGAAUCGAUAAAUUAUGACUUGCC
Molecule: messenger RNA, 2420 nt
Organism: Aspergillus campestris IBT 28561
Lineage: Eukaryota; Fungi; Ascomycota; Eurotiomycetes; Eurotiales; Aspergillaceae
Product: serine/threonine-protein phosphatase 2B catalytic subunit
Exons: 5
Coding region: 483-2150 (555 amino acids)
Biological process (GO): fungal-type cell wall organization; calcineurin-mediated signaling
Cellular component (GO): cytoplasm; calcineurin complex
Molecular function (GO): calmodulin binding; calmodulin-dependent protein phosphatase activity
Source: RefSeq, a predicted model, not a curated record